Aureobasidium musti is the source of this 2781-nucleotide messenger RNA. The record is from the annotation of a GenBank genome assembly. NCBI's taxonomy places the organism in Eukaryota, Fungi, Ascomycota, Dothideomycetes, Dothideales, Saccotheciaceae.
AUGUUGUCGGCGUUCCGUGCGCAGCCCAUCUAUGAGCUCAAACAACAGGACAAGUCCAAGAUCGAGUCGGUCUUAGCAUAUGGCGACCGUCUUCUCGUAGGCCUCAGCACAGGUACACUCCGUAUAUACCGUGUCAAUGAAAUCGCCGAAGCUGGUCAAGAUGCGACACCCUCAAAGACACGCGCCGUCGAUUUGGUGCGUGAGGAAGAGAAGUUCUCAAGGAAGGCAAUACAACAAUUGGCUAUAAUCAAGGAAGCAAACAUUCUGGAGAAGCUGGACAAGACCAAGGGCGCAACCGCCUUUGCCGUCACCUCCAAUGUCAUCAAGGACCCCGUCACCGAUAUCCCUUCGCUCGUCUCUCGUCUCGCCGUUGCUGUCAAGCGUCGCAUCCUAUGGUGGAGUUGGCAAGAUAUGGAAUUGUCCCCUGAGGUCCAAGAGAUAACAUUACCACAUUCGCCAAAGUCGCUGCUAUGGGCUACCGGUACCAAGAUGCUCGUUGGUCUGGAUCCUGGCUUCUCAAUAGUUGAUACCGAUACUCUGGCUGUCACCGAUGUCAUGAAACAGACUCCAACUGGCAACGUCAGGUUUGGCGCUGUCACUUCUUCCGGCAUGGGUUAUAUGGGCAUGGGAAGCUGGGUACCAAAGCCUAUGGCAACGAACCUCACAAACAAUAAGAUGCUUAUAGCAAAGGAUGUCAACACCUUAUUCAUUGACACUGAUGCCAAACCUGCCGACAAACGUCAAAUACCAUGGGCUUUCGCACCUGAAGCUAUUGGUUACUCUUACCCUUACCUAUUGUCAUUGCAGCAAACUGCUAAAGGAGCUCUGGACGUGAGAAGUCCCGAUACUCUAAAUCUUCUCCAAACAAUCCCCCUUCCAGGCGCUUCGAUCCUCCACGUCCCUCAGCCUAACAUUAGCUUGGCUCACGCUGGCAAAGGCUUCCUUGUUGCUAGCGAUAGGUGCAUCUGGCGUAUGGUAGCUCUGAACUAUGAAGCUCAGGUUAAGCAGCUUGUCGAAAAGACAAAGUUUGACGAAGCCAUCAGUCUUUUGAACAUGCUGGAAGACACUUUACUCAAGGACAAACAAGGUUCCAUCAGAGAAAUUAGUAUGCUCAAAGCUCAGAACCUAUUCUCUCAGCAGAAGUAUAGACCAGCACUGGAUCUGUUUACCGAUGUUUCUGCUCCGCCAAAGCGCGUCGUCUCGUUAUAUCCCAAGUCUAUCGCUGGAGAUCUUUCGACUGUUGAGGAGGCUCCGGAACUCACUGACUCCGAAGAACCAUCUGGUGAGACUAGUGCUGCAGAGGAGAACUCAUCACAGGCCGAAGAUCAGGUCAAAACAACACAGACUCCGACCAAAUCUGUACUGGGCAAGUUUAGGCCAUCUGCAGUCAAGGAUGAUUCUGAUACUGCGUCAAUCCGAUCUUUCCGUACCACCAGCGAAGCGCCUCGCGAGAAGCCAGCCAAAGAUGCGCCACUGACUGGCUCUGAUCUGAAGGCUGCUGUCAUGGCACUCUGCUCCUAUUUAGCCCAAUCGCGUGUUCAGGUCCAAAAGUACAUGAACACAGAUGGUACACUCAAGAUCGAGUUGACCGAAGGUUUCACACCACCAUUCAGCAAUCUCAUUGAGCUUCCGGAAGGUGCUGAAAAGGUUGACUGGCAAGCAGAGUUGUUGGAGGUUGCUAAGCUGGUCGACACAACUCUCUUCCGUGCUUACAUGCUCGCUCUACCUUCACUUGCUGGACCGCUCUUCCGUCUUGACAAUUUCUGUGAUCCGCAUGUCGUAGAGGAGAAGUUAUAUGACAGCGGAAGAUACAACGACCUGAUUGACUUCCUCUACGGCAAGAAAUUGCAUCGCGAAGCUUUGGAGUUGUUGGAGAAAUUUGGCCGCAACGAGGCAGCAGAAGAAGUCAUGCCUGCUCUUAGGGGCCCUGACAGAACGAUUAGCUACCUGCAGAACCUGCCGGCCGAACUCAUCGACAUCAUUCUAGAAUUCGCAGAGUGGCCUAUCAAAGUCGACGCCCAGAAAGGCAUGGAGAUCUUUGUUGCAGAUACCAAGAAUGCUGAAAACCUGCCUAAGGACAAGGUGCUGAAGUUCUUGGUUCCAUUGGACAAGUCCCUUGCAGUGCAAUAUCUGGAACAUGUCAUAUUUGAGCUGAAUGAUAAGACUCCAGAGUUCCAUCAGAAGCUCGUGGACUUGUAUCUGGAGAAGCUGCGCGACAGAAAAGGAAACAGUGAUGAAGAAAGAAACAACGCUCGGACGAAGUUGGAAGAGUUUUUGCGUAACAGCACGCAAUACCAUAAACUCAAAACGUUCAAUCAGUUACCUGCUGAUGAUCCCGAUGUUUACGAAGCACGAGCGAUUGUGCUUUGUGCGAUGGGAAACCACAAACAGGCACUGCAGAUCUACGUCUUCCAGAUCUGCGACCACGAAAAAGCAGAAGAAUACUGCAACAAAAUCUAUCUCUCCGCAUCAGCGACUGCGCCAACACCUGUCGGUUCGAAUCCAAACACCGGUUCCCAAACCUACGAAAAGAGCAGCAUGGCAGCCGAUCCUGAGGACCAGCAACCAAAUGUCUACACCACCCUGCUCUCGCUAUAUCUGAAACCGCCGAGCCCACAUAAGGUGCAAUGGGAACCUGCGUUGCAGUUGCUGUCCAAACAUGGACCCAGACUUCCUGCUGCCAACACUUUGGACUUGAUGCCCAGUGACCUGCAAGUCAGCGAGUUAUCUUCCUACUUCCUUGGUCGCAUCCGCAGUGCCAACACUGUAUCUCUCUUCUGA